This is a messenger RNA of Paramacrobiotus metropolitanus, 1670 nucleotides long. Its product is annotated as protein farnesyltransferase subunit beta-like. Gene Ontology annotation, cellular component: protein farnesyltransferase complex. NCBI's taxonomy places the organism in Eukaryota, Metazoa, Tardigrada, Eutardigrada, Parachela, Macrobiotidae. Gene Ontology annotation, molecular function: protein farnesyltransferase activity. The transcript is spliced from 8 exons. The coding region runs from base 197 to 1456 and encodes 419 amino acids. Gene Ontology annotation, biological process: protein farnesylation. The record is from RefSeq and is a predicted model, not a curated record.
GUUAAACUUUCACUCAUUGCAAAUACUAGUAUAUAUGUUCUCCGUGUUUCACUAAGAAUUACGGUAUGUUUAAUUGUUACUCAUGGUCAGCUCACACUUUUUAGCUGAGCUGUUGCAGUGUGGCAUUUUGACUUGUCCUAUAUUUAUCUGACUUUUGCAGCUAGUUGAGCAGAGGCAGAUCUUGGACGAUUUGGAAAUGGAGCCAUGCUACAUGGAUAAGGCGGAAGCGAAAGACGAGGAGGACGAAGUAGAGCACGUAUCCGAGCUCUCCGAAUGUUUACCUUUUUGGACAGGCGGCCAGAUGCCUUUCACGGUUUCGACUAAAACACAGUAUGCCACCGAAAUGCUGUGCCAUGAGCGCUAUGAUGAUUUUGAAACCCGAAGACAGAUGACAUCUCCAAAGAUCAUAAGAAGUCGAACAGCCAGAUUUUUUCUGCAUGGUUUUGAAGCUAUUCCUUCUUCGUACAGCUCUUUGGAUGCUAGCCAUCCGUGGUUGUGCUUCUGGAUCCUUCACGGUCUGAAUAUUAUCGGAGCACCGAUUCCGAAGAAAGUGGCUGACGCUGCCAUUAGCAUUCUUCGCAGCUGUCAAGUGGAUUCUGGCGGAUUUGGGGGAGGCGUUGGUCAGAGUCCCCAUUUGGCAGCCACGUACGCGGCUUGCAUGGCACUGUCAUCAAUUGGCACUGAUGAAGCGUUGUCCGUUAUUGAUGUUGCGGGAAUCAAAAGAUAUCUGGAACGUAUGCGACAGCCGUCGGGCGCGUUCACUAUUAGCGAAGAUGGCGAAGAAGACACGCGUUCGGCAUAUUGUGCAAUUGCCGUGGCUGUUCUGCUCGAUAUCCCACUGGAUCCGCUUUUCGAAUUCACGGCUGAAUGGCUGAUGGAUUGUCAGACGUACGAAGGAGGAUUUGGAGCGUUUCCCGGCAGCGAAGCACAUGGAGGUUAUACUUAUUGCGCUUUUGCAUCUUUGUAUCUGUUGGAGAAACCUUUUCUCUGCGAUCUGAACCGUCUGACCAGAUGGCUAGUUUUCCGGCAGAUGCGCUAUGAAGGCGGCUUCCAGGGUCGGACUAAUAAACUGGUCGACAGUUGCUAUAGCUUUUGGCAAGGUGCAGUUUUUCCUCUCCUUCGGCAGGUGCAUGAAAGUCUGAGGAAAAAUGAUCCUGUUGACAUUGGGAAUAUGUUAUUCGAUCGAACUGCGCUGCAAGGUUACGUGAUCAUUUGCUGUCAAAACAUAGACGGUGGUUUCUGUGAUAAACCUGGCAAAGCAAGCGAUUAUUACCAUGCGUGCUAUGCACUGGCCGGAGCAGCUGUCGCGCAACAUAGUCUUAUCGGCGAUACAGAAUGCAUUUUUGGGUCGGAAGCAAAUCGUCUGCAAGAGAUCCAUCCGGCCUUUAAUUUAACCUGUCGUUCUUUUGAAUAUGCUCAUAACUUUUUUAAAUCGAUUAAAGCCCAGCUGAAAUAAAUGUUUUGCUUUCUGUUGUUUAGGAGAAGCUGGUGAAACAAUGGAUUGUUAGUUAAAUUUGGUACAAUUUGGUAUUGAUGAACAGUAGUGUUGAGGCAGAAUUGGUUAGUUAAGGUAUAUUGUGAUAGUAAAAGGAUCGGGAGAACUUUUGUGAGACUUGAAAUUGCAGGAUUCCUGUAGCGUAUUUCUUAUUAUUUUAUCAAGCGUAUUGGAG